AUGUCUUUGAAAAUCGCUUGUGUGCUUGCCUUAGUAAUAGUUGGUGCGUUAGCUCAAAGUCAUCACCAUAAGCUGGCUAUUUCAUCACAGAGCAUUGAGCGACACGAUAUUCCUGCUCCCCCUCCGAAGGACUUCCUUGAACACCAGGGUCCAGCUAAGUACGAGUUCGAGUACAAAGUGCACGACCCUCACACCGGAGACGACAAGUUCCAACACGAGACACGUGACGGUCAUAACGUAAAGGGAGUGUACAGUCUACAUGAAGCUGAUGGAUCCAUCAGAACAGUACACUACACGGCCGAUAAAAAACAGGGAUUCCAAGCGGACAUCAAGCACACAACAAAGCAUGUGGAACCUAAACAUCACUAAUGAUCUCAGAAUGCCCAUUGUUACACGAUUGAUUUACUUAUUGUUGAUUUGUUGAUUAAAUAUUUAAAAUAAUAAGUAUACUUGUUUCCUUUCUAUUUAUUAUCAUUUUAUAUUUGAAACGUCUUAUUAGUUAGCACUUAUUUUAUACCACAGUAGUAGCAAAUAAGCCCGUAUGGCUAUUUAAUGGUAAACGGUUACGGAAGACUAUCAACGUCUGUACAACUAGGCGGUUCAUAAGAAUAACAACCAUUGAGCUUUUUUG
Messenger RNA from Achroia grisella, 631 nucleotides. Its product is annotated as cuticle protein 7-like. The record is from RefSeq and is a predicted model, not a curated record. The transcript is spliced from 4 exons. Gene Ontology annotation, cellular component: extracellular matrix. Lineage: Eukaryota; Metazoa; Arthropoda; Insecta; Lepidoptera; Pyralidae. The coding region runs from base 1 to 369 and encodes 122 amino acids.